GUGUGUGUGUUGGUGUUUCAUUAACUGAGCAGCUUUUGUCCAGAACUGGACUUUGACUUUGGACCUGGUCUGAGGAAGAAGAAUGGGGCCGAGAGAGAAAGCCCAGACGUGAUGGAGCGACCCCUCUAGCUGGACGACAUGGUCAGAUGGAGCGGGCUGAGCGCUCCUGGGCUGCUGCUGCGUUUGGGGCUGCUGCUGACGGCGGUGUGCGUGAGCCUGCAUGUUUACCUGGAGUCGCACUGGCAGAGGUGGGAGCAGCCCAGUCGAGGCGAGCAGGACCCGGUGAGGUCAGAGGAGCAGCCGCUGAGGAGGAGAGUCACCUACAUCCACUCGCUGAGGAGGAAGGGUCAAGCUGGACAGGACUCCUCACCUCCACCGCUCAAAGCUCACAAGAAGACCUCUAGAUGGCGCAUCGACUUGCAGCCCUUCGCCAGCGAGACUCGCUCUCUGGAGGACGAGGCCUCCAGGUUUCUCUCCUACAUCACAACACCACAAGUGUCGUGCUCACCGAUGUUGGCAGGUGAGGCGCUUCAAGAGUGGAACCAAGGAGCCUGGUCGGUGUGUCUGGACCCGAAAUACAGACUGACCCAUCGCCUCCAGGACAGACACUGCCGGGUCUACUCUUUCGGGUUGGGCGUAGACGACUGGGACCUGGAGAGCAACCUCUCCAGGUCGGGGUGCGAGGUCCACUGCUUCGACCCUAGCCUGAAGCAGCCUCACCUGCAGCGGGACGACAUGUGGCUACAUCGACUCUCGGUGGACUGGAGAGACCCCAACCCCGCUCUGCUCCAGCGGCAGCACAGCAACACCAAGAAACUGGCCACCAUCCUGAACGACUUCGGCCACAGACAGGUGGAUGUUCUGAAGGCGGAUAUGGAGAGUGCCGAGUGGAAGAUUCUGGAGAAUGUGAUCCUGGAAGGCGUUUUGGACUCAGUGGGUCAACUGCUUCUGGAGCUUCACCUCCACUGGGCAGGGUUCGAGGUGGGCGGCGACGACCCCUCGGUGGUGCGCUAUUGGUUCAGCCUGCUGAAGGAGCUGGAGAACGCCAACUUCAAGCUCUUCCACGUUCACAAGGACCCAGCCAAACCGCUGCUGUUCCUGCACAAGAAUGUUCUCAACGCCAGCAGCGCUUAUACCUUAAGCUGGGUCAACACGCAGUGGACACCCUGAUGAACCAGCCACGGACCCCACUCGGAUGACCCCGCCCAAAACAAGCUGGCAGUCGAGGAACUCCUCCUGCUUCUCUUAUGCUCAAACCUGUGUGGAACAGUCAGACUCUUGGUGCUCUACCUCACCAUCUCUGAACAUCGUAGCUUCAACAAGAAGGUGUCAAACCAGAACAUUAAAUGAAACACAUUUUCAACACGUCCUCUCAAUUUCUGCAUCGCCACUGUUUCCCCACGUUAUUAA
Messenger RNA from Synchiropus splendidus (mandarinfish), 1410 nucleotides. It is a transcript of the gene mettl24, whose product is annotated as methyltransferase like 24. The coding region runs from base 139 to 1170 and encodes 343 amino acids. NCBI's taxonomy places the organism in Eukaryota, Metazoa, Chordata, Actinopteri, Syngnathiformes, Callionymidae. The transcript is spliced from 5 exons. The record is from RefSeq and is a predicted model, not a curated record.